CUUUUAAACUUAGUUUAAUUGAAAAAGAUGAAUAUAUUAAAAAUAACACAGAACAUCUGAAAACACUUGAAUUGGAAUUAGAAAAGAGUAAAUCAAUAUUAAUAAAUCAUGAAAAUGAUAUUCAGUUAAGUCGCUCAGAAGUCAACAAAUUAAAUAGGACAUCAGAGAACAUUAGAGAAGAACAGAAAAAUAUUCAAUUGAAAUCAACAGAAAGUGAAACUAACCUAAGUCAAUCUGAGCUUGAUAAAUUAAAUCCCACAACAUGCCUCCCUUUCGGAGAAUAUUCAGGAGUAAAUCAACUCAAUGUCUCUGGCAUAGGUUUAUUCAAUGUUUUGUGCGAUAGUCAGUUAGUUGGACCUGGAUGGAUUGUAAUACAACAACGAGUUAUGGGAAAUGAGAAUUUCACUAGGGAUUGGGCAACGUAUCGCAAAGGUUUCGGUUCUUUUGAAAGUGAUUUCUUUCUCGGAUUAGAGAAAAUGCAUCGUAUCACGAGCUUGCAGCGUUUCGAACUUUACAUACAUUUGGUCAAUGAGGAUGGAAGAACUUACUACGCUCUCUAUGACGACUUCAAAAUAUCUGAUGAAGAUAAUGGAUAUACACUGAGUUUGGGUAAAUUCAAUGGAACUAUUAGUGAGGAUGCCAUGAUAUGGGCUGAACACAUGAAAUUCUCAACAUUCGAUCACGACAACGACAAAGAUGAUGAUAAUUGCGCAGUCAAGUUUGAAAGUGGCUGGUGGUACGAUUAUUGUGCUCUUUGUAGCUUAAAUGCACCAUAUUCGCCAUAUCUACGUUGGCGGGUUGCUUAUAACUUCUAUUUACUUAAAGAAGUUAAGAUGCUAAUUCGCCCCAAAGAAGAGAUGAAGAAGUGAUAAACUGAAAAGCUGAAAUUUCCAUAUUUGACUCAAUUAUGUAAUCAUUUAUAUAU
Messenger RNA from Drosophila albomicans, 925 nucleotides. Its product is annotated as fibrinogen-like protein 1. The coding region runs from base 387 to 869 and encodes 160 amino acids. Lineage: Eukaryota; Metazoa; Arthropoda; Insecta; Diptera; Drosophilidae. The transcript is spliced from 2 exons. The record is from RefSeq and is a predicted model, not a curated record.